AUGUGUGAUCAGCAGAAGCAGCCCCAGACCUUCCCUGCUCCCGUAGCUCAAGUGAAAGGGGUUGGGCCCGGUCCUGUUCAAGUGACCAAGUGCCCGGCGCCUAAUCCGAUCGAAGCCCUCGUGAAGUGCCCACCGCCGUGCCCGGCUCAAACUUACGUGAAAUGCCCACCGCCCUGCCCGACGCAAACGUUGAAGUGCCCUCCGCCGUGCCCGACUCAAACCUACGUGAAAUGCCCUCCACCGUGCCCGACUCAAACCUACGUGAAAUGCCCGCCGCCGUGCGUGACUCAAAACAUCGUGAAAUGCCCACCGCCGUGCCAGACUCAAACGUGCUACGUCCAGUGCCCGGCACCGUGCCCUCCUAAGUGCCCGCCGCCGUGCCCCAUCCAAAAAUACUACGUCCAGUGCCCGCCGCCGUGCCAGGUGCCAACGUGCUACAUCCAGCGCCCGAGUCAGACAUACUACGUGCCGCAGCGCCCGGCCUGGCGCCCGGCUCCUCAGUAUUGCCCGCCGCCGUGCCCUCGCCCGUGCCCUCGCCCGUGCCCUCGCCCGUGCCCUCGCCCGUGCCCUCGCCCUCGCCCGGCGGCCCCGAGCUGCUGCCCUUCCUCCUCCAAUUGCUGUAACCUGGCACCUUGCAGUUUCGGCAUCCGCCCCCUGCGCCGCUGGGUGCGCGGCCCCGAAUGCUGCGAUAAUAGCUGCGGUGGGUACGGGGACGAAUGCGAAGACUCGGGCUGCUGCCUGGGUAUCAUUCCCAUGCGUGCCAGCGGGCCGGCCUGCUGCGGGGAUGAAUGCUGA
Messenger RNA from Tachyglossus aculeatus (Australian echidna), 795 nucleotides. RefSeq names its product chromosome Y4 C1orf68 homolog (gene KPLCE). The record is from RefSeq and is a predicted model, not a curated record. NCBI's taxonomy places the organism in Eukaryota, Metazoa, Chordata, Mammalia, Monotremata, Tachyglossidae. Bases 1 to 795 code for a protein of 264 amino acids. The transcript has 2 exons.